AUGGAGACAAAUGGUACACUAUGGUCUGUUAUACUACCUAUAAGUUGGAGUAGGGUCUUCUGGAAUUUUCUGGUCUCCAAAGGGGCCCCUGUGAUAGGGAUGAAAAAACGCUGGAUUGCUGGUGAAAUUGGAUUGCCUUAUUUUCCUUCAGAUUUCCCUGACUGCCAUUCAUACUUAUCCUUAAAUGAAAUUGAAGCUAUUGCCUCUAGGGAAAAUGCAGAGCGGCGUCCUCCAGCUGUACGACCUUUCAGAAUUCCAAUUCCAUCACCUUGGAAUGCUGUACAUGCUGCUUUUGACAAGCUAACCAUGAGGGUAAACAAAGCAGCUCAAGUUUCAAGUGGUGAAAAUAUAGUUGGUACUUCAAGUUGUGAAAGUGAUCAAGGACAUCCAGUGUGCUCACUGACUUCUUGA
This is a messenger RNA of Hibiscus syriacus, 411 nucleotides long. RefSeq names its product ribonucleases P/MRP protein subunit POP1-like. Gene Ontology annotation, biological process: tRNA 5'-leader removal. Gene Ontology annotation, cellular component: nucleolar ribonuclease P complex; ribonuclease MRP complex. The record is from RefSeq and is a predicted model, not a curated record. Bases 1 to 411 code for a protein of 136 amino acids. NCBI's taxonomy places the organism in Eukaryota, Viridiplantae, Streptophyta, Magnoliopsida, Malvales, Malvaceae. The transcript has 4 exons.